Molecule: messenger RNA, 1585 nt
Organism: Selaginella moellendorffii
Lineage: Eukaryota; Viridiplantae; Streptophyta; Lycopodiopsida; Selaginellales; Selaginellaceae
Product: trihelix transcription factor ASIL2
Exons: 1
Coding region: 195-1478 (427 amino acids)
Source: RefSeq, a predicted model, not a curated record
UCGCGCACCGAUGCGAUGCGUCGUCUCCAUGGUCUGAUUAAAACCCAUCCCUUCCGUCACUCGAGAGCACCGCUGUAGCAUCACUGACUGCUUCCCAUGAUCGCAGUGAAGAUUCUCCCUGUAGCAGCGACGAGCAAUCCGUCAAGGUCGGAGUUUUCGUGAGAGCACUGGAUCCAUACCCCAAUUCGCCGAGCAUGGAGCAGCAGCCUGAUCUUCCAGCGACCACCAGAGAGAUCGACCCAGCAGCGACGACGACGACGACGACGACGAUGGCGAUCUCAUCACCGCCACUUCCACCACCAUCGCUAGCAGCCCCGGGAAGAAGCCCAUCACUGGCAGCCACCACCAAGGUGAGCAACUGCAAGGAAAACGAUGAGCCGAGUGUUAGAAAGGACAGGGAGGAGUGGAGCGAGGCGGCCAUAUCGACGCUCAUAGAUGCUUACACUGCCAAGUAUGGCCAAUUGAACGGCAAGGGGCUGCGGAGCAAGGACUGGGCCGAGGUCGUGGACACAGUCAACAGCAACCAAAAGUCGGCUAAGACGGUGGAGCAUUGCCGGAACAAAAUGGACACGCUUACCAAGCGCUACAAGUCGGAGAAGAAGAACAAGCUGUCCGGAGCCGAGAGCUCCUGGCCGUGGUAUGACAAGAUGGAGAUCAUACGGGGCUGCUCUCCGGGAAAAUCUGUCACUGCUGCCGCCGCUGCUGCUGCUGCUGCUGCGGCCGCUGCCGCCGCUGCUGCCUCGGCAAGUAACAGCAACAUCAGCAAAGCUUUUGUGGGAGUUAUUCCUCCUGGAAAGGAGAGGAUUAGAAACAAGAGAGGGAAGAAAGUAGUCCUGAGCAACAGCGAAGACGCGUCAGUCCAGAGCCAGAGCGAGAAAAACAAGGAAGGUACUUACCCGCCAGUAAAGCCAGUGGUCGUAGUAGCACCAUCGCCAGGAGGAGGAGGAAUACCAGCACCAGCAGCUCCGCCACCACCACCACCGAGUUUAAGCUUUAGCAAAGUUGAUGGACCCGGUUUCAAGCCUGAAAUACCGACUGCCCCGUAUGCCAGGAUGGAUUCAUCCACUGCUCACCCAAACUUUCACAUCCCGGCAGCCAUUCCUGCUUGGCAUAACUCUCCAGGAGCGGCACCACCACCACCACCACCAGCGGUAACAUUUCCUCAAGUAGCAGCAGCGGCGGCGGCGGCGGCGGCAGCAGCUGCUAGAGAACAGCAAGCCACUGGUAACAGCUUGGACGGAGGAAUAAGCACUGACCACCUCUCGAGAAGUAUUCUGGAGCUAGCAGGAAGCAUGAGGAGCUCGGCGGGGAACUUAGCCAGCAGCAUAAACGGGUUCACGGAAGUGUACGCCAGAAUCGAGAUUGCCAAGAUGGAAAUGCUGAAGGAGCUGGAGCUGAAACGGAUGCAAGUACAGCUUGAGACUGCCGAGAUUCUUAGCCGCAAGAGGAAGCGGGACAGUUCUUCCGAUCCUGAGUGAUAGUAUGUAUAUGUAAGAAAGAUAUAUAGGCUGCCGCUGUGAGUUUUUGUAAUGAAAUUUUCCUCACAGGAAAUAAAAAAACGAGUGAUCUGUUUCGAUUUUCAAGA